Molecule: messenger RNA, 459 nt
Organism: Parnassius apollo (apollo)
Lineage: Eukaryota; Metazoa; Arthropoda; Insecta; Lepidoptera; Papilionidae
Source: the annotation of a GenBank genome assembly
AUGGCCUGUAUAAUUCCUAAUUUGCGUAGAACCUUGUGCUGCUCCAAAAACAUCGGUAUUAUUCAAACAACUGCUUACCAUGCAAACGUUAUUGAUCACUAUGAGAAUCCUCGAAAUGUUGGAUCAUUGGAUAAAAAAGACAAAAAUGUUGGUACUGGUCUAGUUGGGGCUCCUGCGUGUGGAGAUGUGAUGAAGCUUCAAAUUAAAGUUGAUGAAAAUGGAAAGAUUAUUGAUGCAAAAUUUAAAACCUUUGGAUGCGGUUCUGCUAUUGCUUCUAGUUCGCUUGCUACAGAAUGGGUUAAGGGUAAAACUGUGGAUGAGGCUCUUAAACUAAAAAAUACUGAUAUAGCUAAAGAAUUGUCCCUUCCUCCAGUGAAACUACAUUGUUCAAUGCUUGCUGAAGAUGCUAUAAAAGCUGCUUUAUCAGACUACAGAAUCAAACAACAAGGCAAAAAUUAA